CCGGCGGCCCUCCAGACUCCCGUAUAGCCUGACAGCGGUAGGAACUCUGUCGACUUUUAGAAUCAGAUUCACAGGCGGGCCAGUAGUCUCGAGUAUUCUCACUCCGCAGUUUACCUCAAACCCAAUUUCGUAUUCGCGAAAAUAUUGCACGGUUAUAAAGAGUUCAACACCUGCCCACGUGACCAUGACACCGAAGACCGCCUUCGCGAUCAUCACUGGACUCCUCGUGGCGACCCAAGUUCUCGGAUAUCCACCGCAGGAUCGACUCAUGCCAGACGGAGCUCCUGUUCCUGAGGACGCUAACGUCCAUGAGGAUUCCGUGGCGGCCGCAUCCGAGGCCGGAAGUGACGAGUACGACGAUUCGGAUAUGUACAUGGAGCCGGACGAGGCGGAAUCGAGUCCCGGUGAUCAGACGUCCGCGUCGGCACGGCACACGGUGAACGAGGAGGCGGUUGCCAUCGUGGAUGAGACUCUGCCUGAGGUCCUGGGGAAGCUGGAGGACCGGGCCGAGGUCCUUCCGUCAGCGGAGAACGCGGGGCUUCGCAGAGAGUUCGUGGACAAGAGUCUGGAGUCGGAGAGUCAAAACUUCUUCCCGAGUUUCGCCCAGCUGUUCACCAACCAUCGUCUCCCUUUCGAGGAACAACAGCAGCAGCAACACUACAGGCCUAACCGGUUCCUUGGGUACUUCCAGAGGGAACGCGGUGCUUACAAUGCACCCGCUGAGGACCAGCCGCAUCCUCUUCUCGGAUCCGGAAACUUCGGAGUCAUUCGGGGAGGGACCUACUACAGUGACGAGAAGGACAAGGACGAGUACUCCGUUGGCGAGACCCUUUUCAAUCCUUAUUUCCAUGGACUGAAUCCCAACGCGAAGUCGAACUACUACAGGAACCCGAAACCGCAGCCGGUUCGCGGCGGUGACUUUUUCGCGAACUUCCGGGACUUCGCCGACAUCACGGCGCCGCCCAAAUCCAGCUUCUCUCACUUGUCCAUCGUCUAUGCGAAUAAAAACGGGACUACGGAGCGCGUUGCUGAGCCCAGAAACAUCAUCGAGACCCUCAGGAUGCUCGAGGAAGAGUCCGAGCUUACCACCACCGAGAUUCCGCAGAAGAAAAUCAGCAGCGGAAAGCGGAAGCUGCUCAAGCUGAAAAAGUACCAGGAAGACAAGGCCAGGAAGUCUCGCAUGGCCGUUGAACCUCUUCUCGCGCUGAGUUGAACAUGAGAAGUUAAGCUAGGUCUCGAGUACUUCGGGACACAAGAGACUUGCUGAGGGACGCAUCCCACGUAAACUGGCCUUGAUCGGAACCAAAGUCUGACUCUUCGACCCUUCGACCUCGACCUCUUCAUCCGUCAGGGGCAACGUCGAUUUUAGAUAAAACGCGAGUAGAGAGGAUUAGGAAUCGGGAAGUACUCGCAAGUUUUUCUCGCGACAAAAACGCAACGGCGAAAUAUCAGGACUCUAAAAAUCGUUCAGAUCCCUCUAGUCUUCUGGUUGUUUCAAAUGUUGCGAGCAACAAAAUCAUCAUUGACAUCUUGACCUCGCAGUUAAAUUUUAAGCAUUACGAUCAGUCGGGUAAAGCAAACUGCGUGAUACUCGACGCGUCAUUUAUAAUUUUAUGUAUAUCAUCGCAAAACAUUACGAUUCCUCAGGAUGGAUCGCUCUGCAAAAUCGCGGGAGUCCGUCGUGAGGAAAUGAUCAUUAUACCACCAUUUUACAUACGUCGAUGCCUGCAACGAAAUCAAAAUCGCCUAAUUGCAUGUAAAUGUAAAUUUGUAUAAUCACAAUAAUUUCGCUGCAGACGUUGGCUAUUUGUUAUAUUAUUUGUUGUUGACUAUUGUAGUGUGACUAGUGUUACAUGAUGUAAUGUAAAAGUGUAAAAUGAAAACCUGAAAAAAAAGUGGGAGA
Diprion similis is the source of this 1903-nucleotide messenger RNA. RefSeq lists its product as uncharacterized. The record is from RefSeq and is a predicted model, not a curated record. The transcript has 3 exons. Lineage: Eukaryota; Metazoa; Arthropoda; Insecta; Hymenoptera; Diprionidae. The coding region runs from base 185 to 1213 and encodes 342 amino acids.